AUGCGACAGCUGAAAACCAUCGAGAUGCUUCGUCUGAGUGAUCUUGAGGGCAAAAUAUUCACAUUUCUUAAGAAUGAGCUGGAGAAGUUUAAGAAACUAUUACAAAAAGAGAACACACAAUGCUUGGUGAAGGACUUUAAUGAGAAUAGAUGCAGUAUCAAAGAAGCAGCUCUUGAUCUCACACUCUACUUCCUGAGAGAGAUGAAGCAAGAUGAAGCUGCUGAUACUCUAGAAGACAAUCUGGUCUUCAUUCAUCAGCUGAAAUGUGGUUUAAAGAAGAAGUAUCAAUGUGUGUUUGAAGGAAUUGCAAAGCAAGGAGACUCUAUACUUCUGAAUAACAUCUACACAGAUCUCUAUAUCACUCAGGGUUGUAUUGAACAGGUCAAUACUGAACAUGAAGUAAGACAGAUUGAAGUGGCUUCUAGGCGUCAUGAAUCACAAGAGAUACCAAUUGAGUGCAAAAAUUUGUUUGAAGAAUCUGCACAAGACAAUGAGAUCAGAACUGUACUGACAAAAGGAGUUGCUGGUAUCGGAAAAUCAGUCUCUGUGCAAAAGUUUGUUCUGGAUUGGGCUGAAGAAAAAGAAAAUCAAGAUAUCAGCUUCAUAUUUCCUCUUCCUUUCCGAGAGUUGAACUUAAUGGAAAAAGAAAAACAAAGUUUGAUGGACCUUAUAAAUCAGUUUUUCCCAGAAAUAAAAGGAAUGAACCUUACAAGAAGAAAUAAUUUUAAAGUCCUGUUUAUCCUUGAUGGAUUGGACGAAUGUCGACUUCCUCUGAACUUUGAUGGUAAUGAAACAUGGCGUGAUGUAUCAUCACCAGUCUCUCUGGAUGUUCUCCUAACAAACCUGAUUAAGGGAAAUCUGCUUCCUUCUGCUCUCAUCUGGAUCACCACCAGACCAGCAGCUGCCAGUAAGAUUCCUCCUGACUGUAUCGACCGGCUGACAGAGAUACGGGGAUUCAAUGAUGCACAAAAGGAGGAGUACUUCAGAAAAAGAUUCAUAGAUGACAAUCUGGCCAAAGAAAUACUUGAUCAUGUUAAAAAAUCAAAGAGUCUGUUUAUCAUGUGCCACAUCCCAGUCUUCUGCUGGAUUUCAGCAACUGUUCUCCAGAACAUUUUGGAAAUUAAAACAGAUAAUAAUCAGCAAAACAAUGAGUCUGAUGACGCCUCCAAAACACUGCAGGAAUCAAACACUGUAGACACUCCUAAGACUCUAACGCAAAUGUACACACACUUUCUCCGCUUUCAGAUCCUGCAGAGUAGACGAAAGUAUGAUGGAGAAUACACACCAGAUGUUUCCUGGGAUAAAAAAGCCAUGCUUUCACUGGGGAAACUGGCAUUUCAUCAGCUGCAAAGAAACAACCUGCUCUUUUAUGACACAGAUCUGGAAUCCUGUGGUAUUGACGUCUAUACGGCAUCAGUGUAUUCAGGCAUGUGUACCCAGAUCUUUAAGGAGGAAACAGGGAUCAUUCUUGGUAAUUACUGUUUUGUUCACUUGAGCAUUCAAGAGUUUAUUGCAGCCCUUUAUGCACAUCUGUUUCUGAACAACAAAAAAGUGUUUGUUCAGUCCUCUAUGGAACAGAAAACAAAUGAAACCAUGAUUGAUUUGCUCAAGACUGCAGUAGACAAGGCACUUGAGAGUGACAAUGGACAUUUGGACCUUUUCCUUCGCUUCCUCCUCGGUCUGUCACUCCAGUCCAAUAGACUUCUCUUACGAGGUCUGUUGACACAGGAAGGCUGCAAUGACCAGAUCAAAAAGGAAAUAGUUGAGUACAUCAAGCAGAAAUUUGAAGCUAAUCUCUCUCCAGAGAGAUCCAUCAAUCUGUUCUACUGUCUGAAUGAACUGAAUGAUCAAACUCUGGUGAAAGAGAUUCAGACCCACCUUAGAGAAGGAAGUCUCUCAUCUGCUGAUCUUUCUCCUGCCCAGUGGUCUGCUGUGGCCUUUGUUUUGUUGACAUCAGAGGAGGAGCUGGAGGAAUUUGAGCUUCAGAAAUUCAAGAAAUCAGAUGAGUGUCUCAUUAGACUAUCAGCAGUCAUCAAAACCUCCAAAAGAGCACUGUUAAAUGAUUGCAACUUAACAGAUAGAAGUUGUUCAGCUCUGGUUGCAGCUCUUGGAUCAGACACCAGUCUAAAAGAGCUGAACAUGAACAAUAAUAAUCUGCAGGAUUCAGGUGUGAAGCUGCUCUGCAUUGGACUGAAGAACAUAAUAUGUAAAUUGGAGAUACUGAGUCUAAGUAUGUGUGAUCUAACAGAGGAAAGCUGUUCGGCUCUCGCUUCAGUUCUCAGUUCAGACUCCAGCAGUCUGAAGGAUCUUGACCUGAGCAAUAAUAAUCUGCAAGAUUCAGGAGUGAAGUUGCUCUCUGAUGGACUAAAUGAGAAAUGUAAACUGGAGAAACUCAGACUCUCAAACUGCAUCAUCACUGAAGAAGGUUAUAAAGCUCUGGCUUCAGCUCUGAGAUCAAAUCCUUCACACCUGAUAGAGCUGGAUCUCACAGGAAAUGAUCCUGGACAAUCAGGAGUGAAGGAGCUCAAUGAUUUACUACAGGAUCCAAACUGUCAGCUGAAGACACUGAGGUUUUUGGGUCCUGAUGCAGAUGAAGCCUGUCAGUAUGUGACUGAAAUUGUGGGUAAAAACCUGUUACUCCUAAGAGAGCUGAAUCUGAGUGGACGUAAACUAGAAGACACACGCGUGAAUCAGAUUGCUGCACUACUGCAGGAUAAACACUGCAAACUCAACACACUGAUACUGAAUAAUGACAAUAUCACAGAAGAAGGUUGUGUUGCUCUGACUUCAGCAUUUGAUUCAAACCAUUCAAACCUGAUAGAGCUGGAUCUGAGUGGAAAUACACUAGGAAAAUCAGGAAUGAUGAAGAUAUGUUGUCUGUUGAAGAAUACAAAAAGCAGACUGAUGAAACUGAAGUAUGUAUUUUCAUUUAUCUACACUUAUACAUUGUGGUCCGGUGUUGGGCCAUCCAUGCCAUCCUUGGACCCAGAGAUAGAGAAAAUCGGUCUCUCGUUGAUGCUCUUUGACGGAGGCCAGGAUGGGUGGGGCAGCCUGCCUACGCCCAGCUCCAUGGCACCGCUUGCUCUCUUUGAAGAGGGCCCAGCACAUUCCAUUGGCCGCCAGGACGAGCUCACAGCAGAGGCAAUGGAGCUCCGCCCCCCUGGAGUAAACGGAGCUGGCUCUCAGCUCCGAGAUGGAGUGAAGGAGCUUAGUGAAUUACUACAGGAACCAAACUGUCAACUGAAGACACUGAGGCGGCUCCCGACGACCGGACAGGAUGUUGACGACGUGGUCUGCCACGACCCCGAGGAGCUGGAUGAUCUGGGUGUUCCUGAUGGAAUUGGACUGUGUGGUUGCAAGAUUACAGAGAAACAGUUACUCAUCCUGACUUCAGCUUUGAAAUCAAACUUAUCACACCUGAGAGAACUGAACCUUAGUGGGAAUAAGCUCAAAGACUCUGGAGCGAAAAACCUCAGUGAUCUAAUGAUGAACCCACAAUGCAAGGUGGAAAAACUGGAGCUGUGUGGAUGCAGAGUUACAGAGAAACACUGUCUCAUCCUGACUUCAGCUCUUAAAUCAAACCCAUCACAUCUGAGAGAACUGGACCUCAGUGAGAAUAAAAAAAAAAACACAGGAGUGAAGCAUUUAUGUGACGUACUGAAGGAUCCAGACUGUAAACUGGAGAGAUUAAGUCUGCAUGACUGUGGCAUUACAGAUGCUUAUUCUUUAAUUCAGACUUUGACAAACACAAAAGCACUGCAGUUUCUAAAAGAGCUUGAUCUUAGUUACAAUAUGAUUGGAGACUCAAAAAAGCAGCUCAUUGAUGUGCUACAAGGCUCAAACUGUAAACUACUAGAAAAAGAACACUGGCUCACAGCUAGUAUAAGCAACAUUAAUUUAAGCUGAACUUCAACAGGAGGGAACCAGCAAUCACCAUCAGCGGCUAAUGAUCCGGAAGUCUCACCCAUAGGCUUACUUCCGCGUUGAAGAAAAAGGUGGAUCGCAUGGUCAGAUUUGUCUGUAAGCAUUUUUUGGCAUCUUUGUAUAGUCUCACCCAA
Cyprinus carpio (common carp) is the source of this 4058-nucleotide messenger RNA. Its product is annotated as NACHT, LRR and PYD domains-containing protein 3-like. Gene Ontology annotation, molecular function: protein binding. The record is from RefSeq and is a predicted model, not a curated record. NCBI's taxonomy places the organism in Eukaryota, Metazoa, Chordata, Actinopteri, Cypriniformes, Cyprinidae.